AUGUCCACGCCCGACCCCAAGCGCCGGCGACUCGCCGAGCGCCCGCGCGCGGGCACGUGUGAGUUUGCCGACCGCAUCGCUCGAUGCGCCAUUCACGCCCACCAAAGCGCUCUAAGAUCCGCGAACGUCGAUAAGGCACUCGUUCCGCUGCGAACUGUCUUGGCUGCGUUCGUCCUUCACGACGAACUACGCGACGAAUUAACGUGCGUCGCGCUCGGCGUGGGCACGAAGACGUCCGGGAGGAUGCGUAACGAUGAUGGUAAGCGCCUGUGCGACUGUCACGCCGAGGUGAUGGCGAGAAGAGGGUUUAAGCGGUUCGUUCUCGAGGACGCGGCGCACGCGGCGGCGGGCGGGUUGGAUGGAAAGAUGUUUGAAGUGAACGAAGAAAAGACGGUGAAGCAAAGGAACGGAGUGAGUUUGCAUUUAUAUGUGAGCUCGGCGCCGUGUGGGAACGCGUGCGUGCGACGGUGGGCGAAGGGGAAGAGACCGCGGAGGAGGGAGGAAUUGGGGACGUCGAAGACGCCGAGCGAGUCGCACGAAAAGUUGUCAAGGAGUGCGGUUGAUUCGGGGCAGGUUGGAUUGUGCGUCAAAGUGAUAAAGACGAGUAAGGAUGAGGUCGUUGACGCGCAUUUGGCGCGGAUGAUCGAGAAAGGAGAACUCGCAGUGGGCACGGCGCCUGCGUGUGGGCUGAGCGAUGAAUCAUUGACGUGCAGCGAUAAACUGUGUGUGUGGAACAUCGUGGGAUAUCAAGGCGCGCUCGGUCGCGCGUACGUGCGAGAUCCCGUGUACGUGAAGUCGAUCACUGUGGGGAGAAAGUUCUCGGAACCGCACCUAGCGCGCGCGAUGUGUUGUCGAGCGCACGGAUUUCGUUCGGCGUGCGGCGUCUUUGAGACGACGCACCCGGCGCUCAUGGAGACGGCCGUCGUGUUUGAUAACGUUCCUAUGGAUGUGGACGAAGGCGCUGUUUUCGAGAACCCGUUCGCGCUCGUUUGGUACACCGGAAACGACGAUAUUUCGGAAGUUUUGAACGGCAAGACUGGGACAUUUCUAGACGAAGCGAACGACAGCACGCCGUCGACAUCCAGGGCGGCGCUCUUCAAACGGUUCAAGGAAUUGCGCGGCGACGCGAGCGGCGAACCGUUUUCGCCAAAAGAGUACGCGAAAAUGAAGCGCGAGGCGGAUCCGAGGUACAACGAGGCGAAGACGUCCCUCUUUAAACAUCCCAGGAUGUUUGAGCCGAGACGCGGAUGUGUCGGAUGGCACGAAAAGAGACACCUGCGUUGGAGCGGAUACAAACGGAUAGAAUCGAUAGAAUAG
Messenger RNA from Ostreococcus tauri, 1317 nucleotides. Its product is annotated as Adenosine deaminase/editase. The transcript has a single exon. NCBI's taxonomy places the organism in Eukaryota, Viridiplantae, Chlorophyta, Mamiellophyceae, Mamiellales, Bathycoccaceae. Gene Ontology annotation, molecular function: tRNA-specific adenosine deaminase activity; double-stranded RNA adenosine deaminase activity; double-stranded RNA binding. Bases 1 to 1317 code for a protein of 438 amino acids. The record is from RefSeq and is a predicted model, not a curated record. Gene Ontology annotation, cellular component: nucleolus; cytoplasm. Gene Ontology annotation, biological process: RNA processing; adenosine to inosine editing.